This is a messenger RNA of Triticum aestivum (bread wheat), 4795 nucleotides long. RefSeq lists its product as uncharacterized. Lineage: Eukaryota; Viridiplantae; Streptophyta; Magnoliopsida; Poales; Poaceae. The transcript has 3 exons. Gene Ontology annotation, biological process: defense response to other organism. The coding region runs from base 200 to 4657 and encodes 1485 amino acids. The record is from RefSeq and is a predicted model, not a curated record.
GAACAAAUCCUUUUGCUAGCUGCUCACGGCACACACACAGAUAGACGUGUGCAUCGCAUUGCAUGCAAGGCCACACACCACAAGACGCAUGAACGCAUGCUAGGUGCUAGCUUAGCCUGCUUCUGCUACACCGAUCAAUCAAACUCUUGAGACACCAUCACACACACCAGGCCGCCGGCGGCGGCGAAGGGAUUUAUCCAUGGCGGAGCUCGCAACGGGUGCCGUGAGCACCCUGCUGGGUGUGAUCGGCCAAGAGGCGCUGAGGCUCGGCCGUGUUCGGCACGACGUGCAGUUCAUCCAGGAGGAGAUGGAGAGCAUGGGCAGCUUCCUGGCAAACCUCUCUGCAAACAGCCGCGAGCACGACGAGCAGGUCCGCACCUGGAUGAACCAGGUCCGGAUCCUCGCCAAUGACUGCAACAACUGCAUCGACCUCUACCUCUACCGCGGGAACCCCGCGCUCCACCGGCCCAAGGAAGGUCCCGCCCGUUGCCUCUGGUGGACUUCCUGGCUGCCACGGAAGCUGCUCGCGCAACACCGCGCGGCCGGCCAGCUGAGGGAGCUCAAGGACCGCGCAUUGGACAUCAGCAACCGCCGAAGGAGGUAUGGCGUCGAGGUCAAAACAGAGUCAUCAUCUUCGAGGGCUGGGCAGCUCUGGGAGCCAUUGUUCUUGUCGGCCACACAAGACCAUGAAGAAGAAGAAGAAGACUACUACCAACAUGCUGGUGAUCCACUCAAGGUGGCCUUAUCCAUGACCAGCAUGAGGAUGGACAAGGAAGCCUACUUUCGAGAAAGGCUAGAUGACUGGAUGGGAUCGGUGGUGAGUUCGGAGGUGAAGGGAGACAUAGAGCCGAAUGCGACAGGAUCAACAAAACUGGCGGCCGAAUCAAAACCAUUACUACCAUGCAUCGCCUUUGAGGUAACGAAGGCCGAGGACACCGACCGUCUUGCGCUUAAAGUCCUGGGGGUGGUAGAAGACUAUUUCAAGAGGGCAAAAGACGUCCAAGAUAAGGUAGCUGUGCUACCAGAGAACAAGGACGCUGGGAACAUCAUCGUCUUCGUCGAUGUCCCAACGGUGCACUACGAUAGUGUACCACUACAACCCCACAAGAUCCUGUGCUACAUCCUCGCUGAGCUCGAGUGGCCGAAAGGCACUCCCAGAUCAAGAUGGCUUACUUACACAUACACAAGGGAAAAGAUUCGUGAAAUCAAGGACAUGAUAAGAGGAGUGGAUGUCAACGCAAUACACAAUCUUGGGGAUUCGGACCAGUUGAAAAAUGAAGAAAUCGGCUUGGGCCAACUCCUCCGGCUGCUCAUCUACCACUCAACUAGUGCUGCUGUAUCUGAAAAAGACAAAAAGAUUAAAUCCGGAGUAGCAAUAUUGUACAAUGUCAUCAUAAAAAAAACAGCCAGGAAACUCAAAUGGAAAAUAGAAAAAGGCGACUCAAGCCCAGAGCUGCCUGAGCCUGAAUAUGAAGACAUAUUGAAGACGGUGUUUCCAAAGUCGACCAGCAUCACCACCACUGCUGCCGCCAAUAGUCCCAGUGGCACAUCGGUCGACGAAGAAAUCGAAGAAACAGUUGAAGGGGUUAAAGAGAUGAUAAAUGAGCUCCAGAAAUUAGACAAAUCUGACAAGAACCCAGAAGCUGAUAUUAACAAAACCACAGAGAAGAAGAAAGAAAUCGUAAAGAAGAUUAGGAACCGUCUCAAGAUCAAAAUGAUGGUGCAAAAGAUUAAAGAAUGUCUGAGAGAUGAUCAAAAGAUCCUGGUAAUCCUCAAAUUAGUUUAUGACAAGUAUGUAUGCCAAUGGGAGGAGACCAGAAACAGUUUGAGCCUAUUGGAGUGCCCCAUCACUGGUGCUGUGAUUGUGGCCACAAAGACCGCUCAACGGGACAAGAAGCAGCAAGCAUUUCAAGGUCCAGAGCUGGAUCGUAUGGAAUAUUCUCUUGCUGGCCUCUACCUUGAUACUGUGCUCAGAAAAAUAGGCCAGCAUAUGGAUAGUGAAGAAACCUGCCAGAUUCUUCGCGACAUCUUGUGCAGGUGCGAGUCACAAGAAUUCUGUAUGAAGCUCUUUGCUCAUGCAUUGUAUACCAAACCCAAGAGGAGCAGUGAAGAGCUGAGCAAGUUGCACAGAACCUUGUGUGACCGUGUCACACAAAAAUCAUUGCCCAGUAGGAUGUUCAAGUUCUCCUACAUGGAGCUACCUAAAGAGUACAGAUUCUGUUUGUUGUACCUUGCUAUCUUCCCUCAAGGACGUGCCAUGAGACGGUCAACCUUGAUAGGACGAUGGGUUGCAGAAGGGCUGAUAACCACCAAAGACUCACGCCGGUCCUCUUCAGUGGAUGAAGCCGAGAAAUGUUUUGAUACACUGGUCGCACGGUGCCUUGUUUGUCCUGCCGGCAUUGGUGCUGCUGGAAGGGUCAAGAGCUGCAUGGUGGAUGAGCUAGUUUAUGGAUUCAUUACCACGGUCGCCAUCAAGGAGCGCAUUCUGGAGACAUGGCUGUCACAUCACUUGGCUCGUCACUUCUCCAUAUUCAACGAUGUCCGCCUCCGCAGCUCAGACACAAUAGAGGAUUUCUUUAAAAAGUCAUCUCAGUUCUACAAGCUCAAGGUGCUAGAUCUAGAAGGCUGUGAAUGCUUCCCAGAGUACCAGUACUACCUGAAUGACAUAUGCAGGAACAUAGUAAUGCUAAAGUAUCUCGGCCUGAGGGGAACAGGCAUUACCAGGCUGCCCAGUGAAAUCAACAAUCUUCUUGAGCUGGAGGUAUUGGAUAUCCGGGAUACCAAGAUCCCUAUGUCUGCCACAAGAAAUAUCCUGCUCCGAAAGCUGAAACGACUGUUGGCUGGUCGAAAGCUGAAGGGUCUGAUAGCUAGUCACGUUGACUCAAUUCAAAGCAGUUCUGAUGACAAGACCAAAAAAGUGGAGCUUGUGGAGGUACUGUGCAAUGGCAAGCUUCAGAAUGGUCUGAAGCGUCUGUUGGACGGUCAUGUUGAUUCAAGUCCUGCUGAUUACUCCAGUGUGCAGAUCCCUGAGAAGAUCGAAAAAAUGCUGGGUGUGGAAGUAUUGUCCAAUGUCAAGCCCAAGAAUCAACAAGACUUGGUAAGCAUUGCAACUCUAAAUGACCUGAAGAAGCUCGGUGUGGUUAUCAACAAGGAGAGUGACCUCCAGCCGUUGCUUAAUGCAAUCAGUGAGCUCCUAAACAAGUCCCUCCGCUUUCUGUCAAUUACUCUUGACAUAACCAUAUACAAGGACUCUCCCUCAAAGCUGAGUCUGGUAAACAGCCCCAAGGAUCUUGAGAGCCUAACUAUCAAUGGAAGCAAAACGUGCCCCGAGGAUAUCAAAAGCACUAGCACACAAAUGUGGAAGCUUCUUGAAUCAUUGACUGAAAAUGGAAAGCAACUUGCCAAGAUAACUCUAAGUCGCACUUUUUUGAGCCAGGAAAAUCUGAAGGUCCUUGCCAAGCUUGAGAACUUACGUUGUGUCAAGCUUCGACACAGUGCGUACAAUGAGAGCAAGCUCACUUUCAAUAAGGGAGAAUUCAAAAAUCUCAACAAAUUUCUUGUUGAGGGAAACAACAUGGCUGAAAUCACAUUUGAUAAUGGAGCAGCUAGUAACCUCGAGAAGAUCGUUUUGUCCUUCACCAGCAUAGUCUCUAUCAGUGGAGUCAACUGCCUUCAAAAACUGGAGGAGCUCGAGCUGAAGGGCAUCAAUAACAUGGAGAUGGUGCAUUCAUUAUUUGACAAUGCCAAACACAUAACCAAGGUGACUCUUCGUGAUACAAUGCUGGAGCAAGGUGAUCUGAAAAUCCUUGCUAGCAAUAAGAAGAUGCGCUCCCUAGUGCUCCUGUGGAAGUUUUAUAAUGGCAGUCAUCUUAUCUUCGAAGAUGAAUUCCAAAAGCUCAACCUUCUUAUUGUUGACUCCUCUGAGUCUGACAUAACCAAGAUAAGCUUUACCAACAGGUCUCCUAAUCUUGAGAAGAUCGUCUGGUCAUUCAAGGGAAUUGUUUCUCUGUCCGGAAUCGACAAGCUUCCUGCAUUAAAGGAGCUGGAGUUGAAAGGUGGUGACAGUGUCCCUAAUAAGUUGAAAGAAGACAUUAAAAAACAAAAGAUUAGGCUUGACUAUAAACCCAGGGAUAGGAUUCAGGACAAUGCGACGCCAACAGCUUCCUUGUCAGGUAGAUCAAAAGCAGAGUAUAAGAAGCAAGGAAGUUCUCCUCUGCAACAGGCAUUUGAUCAAACACCUGACCUGGUGCGCAUUGUCUCGUCGUCGGCCUACUCCACCUGGCUGCGUUCCAUCCCAAAUCGAACUGUGAACGUCUCCAUGGGUCGAUGCCUCCAUCCAUGCGAGAGAUGGUAUGAGUUAUCCUUGCCAAAUGGAGGGCAGACCCAGGCGCUGGCAAUGUCUCGAGCACCUGGUGAGCGUGACCAGAUACAGCUAGAGGCAGAGGAAUCCGUCCUCGCGUUCUUCAGCAGAACCAUUGUUAGCUUCGCCAGCGCGCGAUCGAGUCUUUUCUCAUCGGUUUUCGUGAUGAAUGAACUUGGGGGCAAGCCCCUGCAUCUGCAUUGGAAAAAGAAUAAAAUGCGCUCGAGCCUGGGACUUGCCUUAGGAAGGAAGGAUGAGCGCCAAAGCUCGGCAGAUGCAGAUCAGCUCGCCGCUUGACAGACGCGCCACCGCUGAAACGGGAGGGCAGGGCAGCGAGCAGGGAGGGGUUCGCCUAAUUCGCCGACGGCAAACGCCUUUGCACCGUCUACCGUCGCUGGUUCGCCACCAACGCCGUUGUUCAUAGGACGGCCAGCU